Molecule: messenger RNA, 4190 nt
Organism: Meira miltonrushii
Lineage: Eukaryota; Fungi; Basidiomycota; Exobasidiomycetes; Exobasidiales; Brachybasidiaceae
Product: nonribosomal peptide synthetase 10
Exons: 1
Coding region: 231-4145 (1304 amino acids)
Source: RefSeq, a predicted model, not a curated record
GUUCGAUAUUCUUCCAAUAUAUUCAACUUCCCGAUCAUUCCGAAGAAGAAAUGCAUAAUACAUGAUUGUUCAACACCUUUACUUCUCUUCCACCACCGCCUCUUUUCUAAGAUAGACCGAACGGAAGCUUAUUUUAAGCUCUUUUUAUCAGGUCGUACAUCGUGAUCGAGGUCGGAUAAUACGUUCAUUUCGGAUUGAGAAAUUCGUCGAUGGAAUCAUAAAAGACAAAAAUGGGAACCAAUCUCGACACAACAAAAGACCUUGUUUCGCUCUUUGAGCAACAGGCUAAAGCAACUCCAAAUGCUAUCGCUUUGGAAGAUAUCGACAAAAAGUUGACAUAUAGCCAGCUAGAAGAGCAAACACGCUUCUUAGCCAUCGAAUUACAACAAAAGUAUGGCGUCAAAAAGGAUAGCUUGGUGGGCAUCUUGAUGGGCAGAUGUGCAGAUUACGUGAUCGCAAGUUUGGCAGCAUUACGUGCAGGCGGUGCUUUCCUCGUUCUAGAAUUGGCAUAUCCUGAAAAACUCCUGCAAAAAGUCGUUCGGGACGCUAGCCCCAACAUCAUCUUGACCCACUCCAAGCAUGCUAGCAGAUUGCCAAAGGGUUUCCCAAUCAAACAACUUGAUACAGAGAAGAUCGUGGAGAGCAAACACGACCUCCAACCAUCCGACAAUGAUCUUGAUCGAUUGGCCUUCGUUUCUUAUUCUUCCGGCACAACCGGGCAACCCAAAGGAAUCGCUAAUCCUCAUCGUGCAGCUGUUGGCUCUUACGCUCUUCGUUUCGGAAUCUCGGAUCUCAAUCCCGGUGACAGAGUCGCUUGCAAUGUCUUUUUUAUUUGGGAGAUUCUAAGACCGCUUAUUCGAGGUGCAACAACGGUUGCUGUACCCGAUAGCGUCAGUUACGAUCCAGAAGGCUUGGUGCAAUUCUUGCAAACUCGAGAGAUCGUUGAUACACUCAUGACACCGACAUUACUGGCAACAGUCUUGGCGAGCGAGGUAAAGAAACUUCAAUUGCCCAAACUAAAAUCUCUCUGGUUGAACGGGGAAGUGGUGACAGUGGAUCUCUGUACUCGUGCGAAAGCCGUCUUUCCUUCCACGCAUUUAUACAACGUUUACAGUGCCAGUGAAACACACGAAGUUGCAGCAGGUGAAGUCACUGAUUUAAUCACAAAGUCGUCUGCUAUCAAAAAUGGUGUCUGUCCCGUUGGUCCAUUGCUUGAUCCCAAAAACGUUUUCAUUGUCGAUCCUGAAUCGGACAAAUUGGUUGAGAAUGGCUCAGUGGGAGAAUUGUGCGUUGGAGGUCAUUUGCUAGCUCGUGGUUAUCUCAAUCUCCCUGAAGCCACCGAAAAAGCCUUCUUGCCAAACAAAUUCAGCGCUCAAGGCGGUCGAUUGUACCGUACCGGUGAUGAAGCACGCAUCGUUGAAGGAUUAUUGGAAAUCACAGGUCGUAUUGGUGGCUAUAUUAAAACGCGAGGCUACACUGUUCAACCUGGAGCAGUAGAAACGGCAAUUACCAAAAGAUUGGCCGUUCGUGCUUGUGCUGUCGUUGGACAUGGUGAAGGAAUUGAAAAGCGUCUUGUGGCAUACAUCGUUAGAGAUGUUAAUGCGACCAAUCGUCCUUGGCCCAAUAUUGAGCAACCGCUCGGUCAUAGUCCUGAAGCACGUAGAUUCUUGACCAAUGAUUUGGCUCACUACAUGGUACCUUCUAUUUGGAUCGCUCUUGACAAAUUGCCAACUCAUACAGUUUCAGGAAAGAUUGAUACGAAAGCCCUACCCUCUCCACCUUUGACCCGACCUGGUACGCCAGUAGCAGCAAGCGCAUCAGGUGCUAGACAGAUUCGUGUAGAGACGAUUAUCGAAGCUUGGUCGGCUGCUUUGAAUAUUCCACGUGAUGCGAUCCAUAUUGGCGAAGCCGACUUUUUCGAUUUGGGAGGUCAUUCGCUUGCUUUGGCUGAUUUAGCCUCUAAAUUGACAAAAGCAUUCGGUUUUCAAGUUCCUCUUUCGGCUUUAGCAGCUGAUGCUUCUCUGAAAGGCCAUCUUGCAGCCGUUACUGCAGCCAGAGAUGGACACUUGGCAGAGUUGCAGUCCGAUUUACCAGCAAUCAUGGCUGCUGAUUCCAAGUUAGAAGAUGAAAUUCGUUAUCGUUCCUCUUCAACGCCAAGGCACCGUCUAUCAGACGCAAAGACGGUAUUGUUAACGGGAGCAACAGGAUAUUUAGGCGCAUUCCUCUUGCGCUCACUCAUUGCUUCUUCUUCUGCAAAGAUAAUUUGCUUAGUACGCUUUCCACAACCCAAUGAGAAAUACAAGCCUGAUGGAUUAGCACGCAUACGAAACAACUUAAACGACCUCGGAUUAUGGAAUGAUAAUUUGUUGGAUCGUAUGGAGAUCUUACCUGGGAACUUGCCACAAACUCGCUUGGGACUUUCUGAAGAGCACUUUGCAGAAUUGGCAAACAGGGUUGAUAUUGUGAUCAGCUGUGCUGCAAUCGUGAAUUUGGUAUACCCUUACGCAGCUUUGCGAGCUGCUAACGUAGGAGGAACUCGAGAAAUUCUUCGUCUUGCUGCUUUAGGUGGCGCAACGGUUCAUCAUAUUUCGAGUAACGGCGCUUUGCCCGUCACAGGUAAGCCUUGGACAGAAUCAGCUCAAAUCACAGUAGAUGAAGCUGUUCAAGAUGUUCCAGAUGGGUAUGGCCAAACCAAGUGGGUGGCGGAACAGCUCGUUCUAGAAGCAAAAGCGAGAGGGAUACACACUACAAUCAUUCGUCCAGGAACGUUGAGUGGAUGCAGCGAAAGUGGCUCUUCGAAUCCAUACGACCUGCUCAACGCAAUUGUCGUUGAAUCUCUACGUCUAGGCAAAGCACCCGUUGUCGAAGGAUGGAGAUGCGAAAUGACACCAGUCAACUACGUUGCCCAAGCAAUCACGGCGAUUUGCGAGUACGACGGAGAUGGAAGCAAAGAUCUGCAAAGUGUUUUCCAUCUUGCUGAUCCUAAACCGCUUCUAGCAACGAGGCUGUUUGACUUGUUCGAAGCUUCGGGCUACAAGACAGAAAAGCUACCAUGGAACAAAUGGAAAGACAUUUGGCAAGAGAGUAUCGAAGAGAGGAACAAAGAUACCAAGCUUCCAUUCACUGCCGACAUUCUCAAAGGAGGAAUGCCAACUACUGAGGGUUUGACAGAAGCACCUUUGUUGGAUGAUGCAAAAACAAGACCUAUUCUUGAAAAGAUGGGAUUACCACGUCCCAAUAUUGACGAGCAGUUGUGGCAUACCUACCUGCGUCACUUUUAUGCUCGAGGAUGGUUACCAGCACCUCCAAGCGAUGCUGCCAAGAAGGAAGGCGGUCUAUCGAACGGGUAUACCAACGGAAUUACGGGACUAAAUGGAUCGACAAAAGGGAGACUGGCAGGAAGAGUAGCAGUAGUGACAGGAGCAUCAUCUGGUAUUGGAGCGGCAGUUGCAACGGCUUUGGCGCGUGAAGGUGCUAAGGUAGCCAUCGGAGCAAGAAGGAAAGAUGCUUUGGAGAAAGUGCAAAAGGGUAUGAUUGCAGCUACUUCAAACACUCGUUCAGAGAAGGAUUUCGUUGCUAUUCCAACGGAUGUGACGGAUUCGAAACAAGUUGAAAGAUUGGUUCAAACUGCGAAUGAACAACUUGGCGAUGUUGAUAUUGUGAUCAGUAUUGCUGGUGUGAUGUACUUCACAAUGAUGGCAAACGUUCAAACUCAGCAAUGGGAACAAACUGUUGACGUGAAUUGCAAGGGUCUCUUGCAUUGCUUGGCAAACACUGUUCCAAACAUGUUGAAGAAUGGAAAAGGACAUAUCGUUGCCAUCUCUUCCGAUGCGGGAAGAAAAGUGUUCCCGGGUCUGGGAGUAUAUUCGGCGAGUAAAUUCUUCGUUGAAGCCACAUUGCAAGCUUUGCGACUGGAAACUGCCGGUAAAGGACUACGUGUUACAGCUGUUCAACCUGGAAAUGUGAGCACAGAUUUGCUCAAUAUGUCAACAGAUGCUGAAGCAUUGAAACAGUAUGGUGAACCUUCUGGUGCAAAAGUUCUCGAUGCGGAAGAUGUUGCCAAUUCGAUCAUUUAUGCUCUCACACAACCUGAACACGUUGCCGUGAAUGAGAUCCUGAUCGAACCUCGGGACGAACCGAUAUAGAAUGGAUGAAAUUAAUUAUAGAAUUUUUAUUGUAUAUACGAUGAU